UCAGCUACACUUCACUUGAGAAGGACAGAGAGGCAACAGAGCUGCUGAUGGCAUCCCUAAAAAUACUAGUGAUGUGUUAAAUCAAGCGAACACCCUGGAGAGUCCUAGGGACAGGUACUUCAUUUCCUACUUCCACAGGCAAACUAGCAGUGAAGAUGAAAGAUUAGAAGUGUUAUGAAGAAUAGGAAGAAGGACUGAAAAUAAUGAAAAGACAGCUGUUCUUGGGUCUAACUUUCCUAGGUCCUCCUAUUAAUUCAUCAGAGGGAGUUCACCCAAUGUUCUGGGACUUUCUCACUCUCUCCAGACAUCUCUAGAACACCAAUGGAGCAUGAAGGCUAUCCAGUGGACUAAAGUUGGGGAGAGAGAGUUCUUCUUUGAAGUGGCAGGAUGGUGAGGGAAGCAGAACUCUUCUGGCAAUCUUGCUGCUUCUUAAUCUCUGGACAUCCUCACCAGUUUUCAAAGGGCUGGAUGGAAACAUUUGAAAUGGGGAGUAUUCUUGGCCAUGAAAUGUGCUCUACUUCAGCCUUUAGAAAGUUCUUUGCGUUAGUGUCAGGGACUUCUACUUUCCUGAGCAAAGCAUGGGACCAGCUGCCUAGAAACAAAUCACACUUCCCUUGGGGAGGCUGAUAAGGAGCCAGGAGCUUGUUGUGGCCGAGUGGCACAGUCAUUAAGACAUUCCCAGCCCCAUCACCAACCUUUUCCUUCCUCCACUACUCACUGGAGAUUACUUGAGAAUCAAAGAAGAGGGUCUGCUGAAUGCUGGAAAGCAUGUAUCAUCCCAGCCAGGGCAGUCUGCGGGCUUUAAAGUCUCUUCACCAUGCGGAUGCACCGAAGAAAUGACCUGCCCAGACAAGCCAGGCCAACUCAUAAACUGGUUUGUCUGCUCCUUGUGCAUCCCGAGGGUGCUGAGGCUUUGGAGUAGCAGGCGCCCGAGGACCAGGAGAAAUCUGUUGCUAGGAACUGCCUGUGCUCUUUACCUGGGCUUCCUGGUGAGCCAGGUUGGGCAUGUGUCACUGCAGCAUCGAAGGGCACCACAAAAGGGCCCCCACCGGAAUCUGGAUGCUGCUGGGACAUCCUUCCUGGAGCUGCCAUUGGAUGGCACACUGGCACCCCCUGAGAGCCAGGGGAACGGGACCACCCUGCAACCCAACGUGGUCUAUAUCACGCUACGCUCCAAGAGGAGCAAGCCUGCUAACAUUCGAGGGACAGUGAAGCCCAAACGCAGGAAAAAAUAUGCCCUGGCCUCCUUACCCCAGAGACAGGAGAUGUGGACUAAGCCGUCCAUCCAGCCCCAUGGGCUGGCACUGGCAGCAGAUGCCAAUGUCCCUGGGCAUCCGCACAAGGAACAGGUGGACAGGGAUUGGGGGCAGACCUGGAGACUGGCCCAGGGACCCGAUCUCCAAUUGCCCAGGACUGCAGAGAGCAACAUUAGGAUAUACAGUGAGAGUGCCCCCCCUUGGUUGAGCAAAGAAGACAUCUAUGGGAUGCGCCUACUGGCUGACAGUGCUAUUGGAGACAUCCAAGAAUUACAGUCUCUGACUGGAGCUCGCUUGUUGGUGCUGGAGGGGAACCCAAGGAACAUAUGGCCUUCUUGUGGCACCAGUCCUUGUGGCUUGCUUAAGAGACCCCUGGACAUGAGUGAAGUGUUUGCUUUCCACUUGGACCGCAUCCUGGGCCUUAACAGAACCCUGCCAUCUGUGAGCAGGAAAUCUGAGUUCAUUCAAGAUGGUCACCCCUGCCCUGUGAUUCUUUGGGACUCAUCACUGGCUCCAACAGAUAAUGAAAGUCAUUCUUCAGUUCCACUCACCUGGGGUGCUUAUCAACAAUUGCUCAAACAAAAGUGUUGGCAAAAUGGUAGAGCACCCAAAGCUGAAUGGGGAUGUACUGAAGUACAUCAUCAUGAAUGGUCUAAGAUGGCACUUUUUGAUUUUUUGCUCCAGAUCUACAACCGCUUAGAUGUAAACUGCUGUGGAUUCAGACCUCGGAAGGAGGAUGCCUGUGGUCUGAAGGGAGUGAGGAGGAAAUGUGAUAACCCAGACACUGUGGAGCUAACACACAUUGUUCAAAGAAAGCAUGACUCAAGGCACUUGGUCUUUAUAGACAAUAAAGGUUUCUUUGACAGAAGUGAAGAUAAUUUAAAUUUCAAAUUAUUAGAAGGAAUCAAAGAGUUUCCUGAAUCUGCAAUUUCAAUUCUGAAGAGUCAUCACUUAAGGGAGAAGCUCCUUCAGUCCUUGUUUCUUGACAAAGUUUAUUGGGAAAGCCAAGGAGGUCGACAAGGAAUUGAAAAACUUAUUGAUGUGAUAGAACAGAGGGCCAAGAUUCUUCUCACCUACAUCAAUGCACAUGGAGCCAAAGUAUUGCCUAUGAAUCAAUGACUUUGAAGGACCUGUCAUUAAAGUAAAAACUGGGACAAAAAACAAUAGGACAUAGAAAUACUUAAGUGCUCUUUCAAGACUCUUAUAGAAAUAUUGUGAAAAUAUUUUCACUUCACAGAAAACAUUCACUUUUCUCUUUCAUAAGUAUCAAACUGGACCCAGUAGACUGUAAGUUCUUUGAGAGCAGGAGCUUUUAUUUCUAUAUUCCCCUAAUACCCAGAAACAUUGCCUUCUACUUUUCAAAUGACUUUUUGUAUUGGAUUGGCCCAAAUACUUGACUGUAGAAUGGUUUCAAGGAUUAUCUGACCUGAUUUUAGCAAACCAGUUAGUAUCAUAACCUGAAUCCAGUUCAUUUUUUAAUUCAACAAAUUUCUUUUCAUCAAUUAUGUGCAAAGCACUAUCACAAGCACUGAGAACAUAAAAACUGAAACAAUACAGUCCUUUCUUGAAGGUGCUCACAUUUGUUUCUUUGCUUGGCAAAGGAGACCCAGAUAUAUAUAUUGGUCAUUUCUACAAUGACUUCAUAAAGAAAACCUUAAUGAUAACAGUGACCAAAAGUUACCUUGGUGCCAUUCCCCCUCCUAUGUUUUGGGGCACCUUAGGUCUAUGAUCCAUUCAGAACUAAGAUACCCAAAGAGGAUAUUAGGGCUGUCUCAGUAUUGGCAAUUGCGUAUCUACAAUUUACAGACAGCUCAAAGACUUCACUGAUGUCCCUCAUAUAUGUAUUAGAUCAUUGAUAAAAACACAGUGCAUUCUGCAGUAUUUCUACAAAAAUCCCUGACAUACCUAUAAAGAAAACAUUGUAUUCUCAGAUCUUCUGGAAAUAAAUUGCAUUUAGAAUAGAGAAAAUUCAAAUCUGACUAUAUUCAUGGCUCUUCUUUUUCUAAAGAGAGAUCUAAAUUAUAUCUUAUGGCUUGGAACCAAGUGAUUCUGAGACUGGAAAUUGAUUAUUUAGAAAUAUAUAUUUAUAUAUACAUAUAUAUAUAUACACACACAGAGAUGCACACACAAAGAACUUUUGAUUUUUUUAGAGUGAGAGGGAAAAGAAUUUAAUUUGUGAUUUUUUUGAAGAAUAUAUACAAUAAAGUCAGUUUUAUGACCCAUUAACAUUUUUCUCACAUUUGGUUAGUAUGAUAAUAAAUUUUUGAAUGCAGUUCACAUCAGUUGUAAGAUAUAAACUUAUUUCUUAACUAUCAAGGAGAAAAAUAUUGUGAGUUAAAUCCUGACAUUAGUGAGUUUCUUCAGAGAAAGCACAAUUCUAACAUCAAGGCCAGUUCCCAUCUCUUCCUUAAUGCCUUACCUUAAUGCCCUAUUCAUAUUAACAUGGAUGAACCUACGCUUCUAGGAAGGAAAGGGUAUAAGCAUUUGUGUAGUGCCUAGUAUGUGCCAGGUACAAUGCUAAGUACUUUUUAUAAGCAUUUUCUCAUUUGAUCCCGACAAUAACCCUGUGAGUUAGGUACUAUUAUUCUCAUUUUACAGUAGAGGAAAGUAAUUAUUGGGUCUCAUUACCUUCUAAUAUUUUUGAAGAACUAAAUGGAUAUUUCUAUAUUGAUUCCUAAACUUUAUUUUAAAAAUUAUUUUGGAAAGGCUACUCUUUUUUUUAGCUUUGUUUUGCUUACUUGAGAAAUUAAUAUUAGGAGUUCAUUUGAAAAUUGUUUACAAAAAAAGAAUACCACUCCAUUCCACAUCCAAAGCUGUAUGCUGCUCUUAAUGUGUCCUACAUUUUCUAUCAUUUAAAAAUAAAGAAUAAAUAGCAAUGUUGAUAGUUUUAUAAAUCAUAUUUUAAGUAAAUGAUGAUUUUUCCCCUGUGGAUCAAUUUUAAUUUGUAUCUGCAGAAAUUAAAAAUAAGAUAAAUAUUAAAUGUAAGAGAAUAUGGGAGUAAAGAUAUCAUUGGAUCUUCUGUUACUGGGUUUUCAAGACAUUUGUCCUGUAUUGCCUUCAAGUGACACUCACUUAUUGUCAGGGCUUACUCUCAGAAAAAUGGUUAUUAGAAUUAGUCUUCAGCAUUCCUAUAUAUUCUCUUAUUCCUUAGUGCCAUUUCUUUAGAUAUUUUCUAACUGUGUGAUCUUGGGUAAGUCACUAAACCAUUUUGGUCACUAGUUAUUUCUUCAUCUAUAAAAUGAUGGGGUUAGACUUGACCUCUGUGCUUACUUCUCUAGCUUUAAGUCCAGGAUCUAUGAUCCAAUGAUAUGAGGAAAUGGUGGUCAGAAAAGGGUAUUUGCUCUGGUAGCUCAAAGAAAUAUUAAUUUGACCCACAGGGGAAUCAUUUGACACACAUCAUUUUGAGAAGCAAUGAUAGUAUUGAUUUGGUUAAGGUCACCAGAGUAAAAGGUAGAAAAUGGGGAUAAAGGUGCAUGAGGGGAGCAGAAUUUGGUGGAAGGAUUUUUCUUAUGGAGAAUUCCCUAUAAAGGACCAAAAAAAAAAGACUCCUGAUUUGAUGCAUUAUCAUUUCUAGGCAACAUAUUUGACUUUUAAUAGAGACUUUCUGGAAAUCACAUAUUUCAGUCCAAAGGAUUAAUUUAAAUGGUGGGAAUUCCAAGCAACAUGGAUGGUUAUUGGGAGAGAUAUUUGGCAGGUAGCCUUUUGGGUGCCAUUUAAGUAUUGCAUUGAGGGUGGCCUCAUCUUCCUAUACAUAAGGAGGCCCAGAUUAAUUUAAAGGCUUAAUGUAGAAUUUGAAGCAAAUAAAUACAAGUUCCAGGAACAUCUGUUCAUUUCACUUGUGCUCACUCUUUUAUUACCUAUUUUAUUAAAAUGAAAUUGGUGAAUAAUUCAUGAUGUAUUAUUUAUGAAUAAUGAAUUGCUAAAGGCCGAGCUUUUAAUUCUCAGAGCUAAUGUCCUUCAUUUUUCUUUCUGAAAGCAAAAAUGGUGUUAAUAAUGAGAAAACUCUGCUUAUUUCUAACAAAUCGAGUUCCUUCCUCUAUGGUUUGGUUCACCUCAGCACAUUCCCUUACUUCUAAGCUGGUAACAAAUUUGAAAAGGUUGAUUAACUUCAGCCAAAAGAUAUGGCAAGUAAGGAAUCUUCUUGAAAGAUUCAUUUCCUUUAAACAGAUGAUGUUAAGGUGACUAAUCUAUCUCUCCAAGAAUGAAUAAAAUAGGUGAGAUGUUCUUUAAAUGGUAGACUUCCUUUUUCAUUGGAUAUAGACUUGGUUUAACAAAUCCCAUGUAAAUGAAUGUUCAAUCUUUAUUCAAUAGUGAACUGAGCCUGCCAGCUAUCAGUUGAUUUGACAUUUUCAUCCUUAGAAAGCUGUAGGCUCUAGAAUUCAUCCUUAAGCAUCUGAAAGGUUGUCAUGUAGAGGAUGGACUAAACUUGUUCCAUCUGGCUCAAUAGGGCAGAACCACCAGCAAUGGAGAGUGAUUGCCAAGAGUCUUCCAAUCAGAGCUGUCCAAAAGUGGAAUGAGUCAUUUAGAGUGGUGGUGGGUUCUUGUAAGUGGGUGUCAAAGGUUGGGUGAUCCCCUGUUGAGUAUAUUAUGGUGGGAAUUUCUUUUUCAUAUGGGUUGUACCAGAUGGCCACUGAGGUCCCUUUAACUUUCAAAUUCUGUGAUGAGUCAAUCUACAUGCUGAAGUGUGCAAGGUAGUAUGUGGCAACUUGUUGAAUUAUAUUGUAAAUUGCUUUUUGGGGCUUAGUCUCAGGCAUGUAUUUUUAUGCCUGUGGGGUGACAUGGACUUUAUGUUUACAAGCUAUCUUUUAGCACCAAUAUUUAUUGAGUUUAUUGGGUACUAGUGAACCUUUCCAGAGCAUAAAGAAGACAUGUUCCUUAACCUCAAAGAGUUUACCAUCUGUUAAA
Monodelphis domestica (gray short-tailed opossum) is the source of this 6161-nucleotide messenger RNA. The record is from RefSeq and is a predicted model, not a curated record. NCBI's taxonomy places the organism in Eukaryota, Metazoa, Chordata, Mammalia, Didelphimorphia, Didelphidae.